CCCAGAGAGCAGCCGCCACCGCCGCCGCGGUGCCACUACAUUUCCCCCUCCUAUUGCCCCCUCCUCCGCCCCGAGCCCGGGGUCUCCUCCCUUCAUCAGGCCCCGGUCCCCGGGUGCUGCAGCAGCGGCGCGUGUGUUUCCUGGCUCCCCCACGGGGGAGCGUCGCCCGGGCCCCGUGAGCUCUUUCUGCCCCACAGGAUGGGCACGGUGCUGUCUCUGUCGCCUGCCUCCUCGGCCAAGGGCCGGCGGCCAGGCGGGCUGCCCCGACGAAAAGAAAAGCCGCAGCAGUCCGCUGGGGAGGAGUCGCUGGGAGGCUAUGGGCAGCUACCGUCGGGCAAAGGAGGCAAGGGCGAGAGCCGGCUGAAGCGGCCGUCAGUUCUCAUCUCCGCGCUCACCUGGAAGCGGCUGGUGGCCGCGUCCGCCAAGAAGAAGAAGGGCAGCAAGAAGGUGACGCCCAAGCCCGCCCAGGCGGGCCCAGACUUACUGGUCCAGCAGCGCAACCGAGAGAACCUUCUCCGGAAGGGCCGGGAACCCCCAGAUGGCGGCGGCGCCGCCAAGCCCCUGCCUGUGCCAGUGCCCACAGUGCCCACCACCGUCGAGCCGUCCUCUGGAGUCAGCACCUCGGCCCCUCCGGGCUCCGGAGGGGGAGGAGGGAAGCCGCUGCCGCCGCCGCCGCCGCCUGCGGCCCCCCAGGCCCCUUCAGUCCCCGGGGGUUCUCCCCGACGGGUCAUCGUGCAGGCCUCCACUGGCGAGCUGCUCCGCUGCCUGGGCGACUUUGUGUGUCGGCGCUGCUACCGACUGAAGGAGCUGAGCCCUGGGGAGCUGGUGGGCUGGUUCCGAGGGGUGGACCGGUCCCUUCUGCUGCAGGGGUGGCAAGACCAGGCGUUCAUCACCCCAGCCAACCUGGUGUUCGUGUAUCUGCUGUGCCGGGAGGCGCUGCGCGGGGACGAGCUGGGCUCGGCCGCUGAGCUGCAGGCCGCCUUCCUCACCUGCCUCUACCUCGCCUAUUCCUACAUGGGGAACGAGAUCUCCUAUCCUCUCAAACCUUUCCUAGUGGAGCCGGACAAGGAGCGCUUCUGGCAGCGUUGCCUGCGGCUAAUCCAGAGGCUCAGCGCGCAGAUGCUGCGACUCAACGCCGACCCCCACUUCUUCACCCAGGUCUUCCAGGACCUCAAGAACGAGGGCGAGGUCGGUAUGGGGGCUGGGGGUCCCACGGGCGGUGGCGCUACCAACGCCAGGGACAGCAACGCCGGAGCCAAGCAUUGGACUAUGAAUCUGGACCGCUAGGAGGCGAUGCUGCUGCCGCCACCGCCAAGGGGCACCUGGGCCGGAGACAGGGGAUGACCGGGUCCCCUCCCCCCCUCCCCCGGACACAUACACUGAGCCCUUGGAACGCUGCCGCCGCUGUUGCUGCUGUUGCUGCUUCUCCACCCAACUGCCCCCCUCCACUGAGGAGAUGCCACCACCCAUUGGAGUAUGGCGGAUGGGACACCUGGGUCCUGCUGGUCUUGGAUUUGCGGGGGGAGGGGAAGCUGAGCAGUGGGAGGGGGAGAGGAAGAGUGGGGAAGAGGAAAUGGGAAAAGGGAAUGGAUUCUCUCUUCUUCUGCCUGUGGGUCUCUCCACUUCUUUCUCUGCCCAGCUCUCCUGUUUGUAUAUGUGUUUCUGUUUCUCUCCAUUUCUCCUCUUACCUGUAUGCUUUAGUCUCUGCCUUCUCUCUCAUUUAUUUUAGGGUGUCUCUGUCCAUUUCUCCUGUAUGAGUGCCUGUCUACCUCUCCUGUCUGUAUCUCUUUUCUCUCCCCCUAUUUGUACCUGUUUUGUGUCUGUCCAUUUCUCCUGCUAAGGUGUCUCUGCCCUUUUCUCCUAUCUAUAUGUCUCUGUCUAUCUCUCCUUCUUGUCUAUAUGAUUGUCUGUCUGCCUCUUCUGCCUGUGUCUCUUUUCUCUUCUACGUUCUGGAUGUGUUUGUAUAUGUCCAUGUUUUCGUCUGUUUAUAUGUAUCUCUGCCUUUUCUCCUGUCUAUAUGUCUCUAUUCAUCUGUUCUCCUGUCUCUGUCCAUUUCUCCAGUUUGGAAAGAUGCUUGUGUCUCCCCAUCUCUUCUCUUAUCUGGAAGUAUGCCUCUAUCCAUCUUUCCUGUCUGCAAAUAUGUGUACCCACCUCUGCUGCUUGUGUCCAUUUUUCUUUCUGUCCAUUUCUCCUCCAGUCUGGAUUGGGUGUCUCUGUCCAACUUUCCUCGUCUGUUUCGUGUGUGUGUGUGUGUGUGUGUGUGUGUGUGUGUGUGUGAACCUGUGUGCUCCUCAGUCCAUCUCCUCCUCUUUUCUGGAUAUAUGACUGUCCUUCUCUCUGAUUAUCUCUUCCCCCUUUCUUCAUGUGUUUUUCUCUGACCACCUUUUCUCAUGUCUACAUGAGUCUCUGAUUCUCCAUUCUCCCCCUCCCUGUCCCGUUUCCUCCCCCUUCUCUCUGGAAGAAGAUUGGAUUGACUGUGGUUGGGGGCUGUCUCUCCUGCAGCAGAAAGUUGCAGUCUUGGGAGCUCAACCACCAAGAUGCCCCUUGUUCUCUCCCCACCUUUUCUGACGCGGUGCAUGCCGGGAGAGGGGGAGGUGCUGCGGGCUGAGGGAAUUGUGUGCGGGGGGGAGAGAUUCCUCCCUGAGUCCUAGGUAGGGGUGGAUUGGGAGAGGCCCCGGCGACAGCUCAGCAGAAGAGGGGGAAGGGUAAAGAAAGAAAACUCUUCUCACUUUAGAAGAGGCCUUCCCCUAUUCUCAACUCCCCUUCCCACUUUUUUUUUCCUUUUUAUUUAUUUGGAUGUUUUCAGGAAGUGAUCCCUGGGGGAGGGGGGAGGGAGAGGGCUGGCGGGCCGGGAGCUGUCCAAGGUGCUGAGCCGGGGCCUCGUUUCCCUGGGGGAGGGGGCCCGAGGCCGUAUUGGGCCUGGGGGCCGUGUCCAACGUGCCAAUGUUUCGGACCGAAGGCGCGGGCUGAACUGUCUGUCUGUCCCUGAGGGAGCUAUAAAGCGCUGGAAGCGC
Molecule: messenger RNA, 3014 nt
Organism: Dromiciops gliroides (monito del monte)
Lineage: Eukaryota; Metazoa; Chordata; Mammalia; Microbiotheria; Microbiotheriidae
Gene: CDK5R2
Product: cyclin dependent kinase 5 regulatory subunit 2
Biological process (GO): activation of protein kinase activity; brain development; positive regulation of cyclin-dependent protein serine/threonine kinase activity
Cellular component (GO): protein kinase 5 complex; cytoplasm
Molecular function (GO): protein kinase binding; cyclin-dependent protein serine/threonine kinase activator activity
Source: RefSeq, a predicted model, not a curated record